Messenger RNA from Paramuricea clavata, 558 nucleotides. The record is from the annotation of a GenBank genome assembly. Lineage: Eukaryota; Metazoa; Cnidaria; Anthozoa; Malacalcyonacea; Plexauridae.
AACGUUAGACCUACGAAAGUUUUAGAUGCAGCUCAAUACUUGGUUCGCACUAGUGAAAUAUUUAAGAACGAAGGAAUACAAGUAAUGGAUAAUUAUGUGUCAAAUGCAGUCAAUAAGGACGAAGAGUGGUCAGAAUUUAUUACCAAGAAUACCAAGGAGACUUCAGAUAAUCUAUCAAAUGAUUUGAAUACUCAAAAUCUAGAAACAGUGGAGACACGAGUAAGUAACGACUCCGUUGACAAUGACACUGAUGAUGAAUGGUGUGAAGUAACUGAACGACCAUCAGGUGUUAUGGAUACAUUAUUACAAGAACCUGACAUUACUCAAGAUGGUGAUAAAAUAAUCAGUUUUGCACCAGGAGAAGGAAAUAGACCACUUGGUAUAUUUAUAGAUAAAGAUGCUGAAUUUUUAUCUUUCCCUACCAUUUACUGUGGCAAACGUCAAGCUGAUAACAGUGAAAGACUUGUGCCUGUUCACUAUAGUACAAUUUGCAAAUGGGAAUUACGAAGUCGAGAUCGAAGAGUUGCUCAACUGUGCCAAAUAUUUUUUAUAAAUUAA